This is a messenger RNA of Centruroides sculpturatus (bark scorpion), 1432 nucleotides long. RefSeq lists its product as uncharacterized. Gene Ontology annotation, molecular function: protein binding. The record is from RefSeq and is a predicted model, not a curated record. Lineage: Eukaryota; Metazoa; Arthropoda; Arachnida; Scorpiones; Buthidae. The transcript has 3 exons. Bases 9 to 1097 code for a protein of 362 amino acids.
UGCCCAUAAUGGAAGAAGAAUCUGUUCAUCAAACGAAAAUAUAUCAAAUAGAUCAACAUGGCGCAGCCUUAGUAACACAAUUGCCAGAAAUAUUGCAUCAUAUUUUUGAAUAUUUGGAAGACGAAGAGUUAGAUCAAUGCAGAAAAGUCUGCAGGCGAUGGAGAGAUGUUGUCGACAGAAUUUUGUAUAAGAAAGUGACGACGAUCAAAAGAGAAAUUCCUAUUAGCUUAAUAAGCUGCAUAUCGUUCGAACCGGAGAUACUUCGUCCGUACACUGGAUUCGACGAUUGUUUUCAAUACAAUUGGUUUUUCUUGGCGGAUGAACCCGUAUGUCCGUCCGAAUGUAUGAACGAGCACGAUGAUAACGAAAACAUUUCUACGCUGCUCACGGAAUGCAUCGAUUCAGAAUCUGACUAUACAGAUGACGAAGACCCAGGUGUUACGCACAGUUUUCCCCUAUUUACCAAACUGCCUUUGACAGAAGGAAGUACAGAAAUGCGGUUGAUAAUAGUACCAAAUAUUCCGGGCUUCACUAUACUAAAUUAUCCACUUGAACUAAAGGGACACUCUCUGAAUUUUUGUAACCCUUUAGACAAAAAGAAUAUAUUACAGUAUCUGUGCGACAAAAUAAAUAUAGGGAUCGAAGAAACAAAAUGUAUCAUCGCAUGUACAGAUAUAGUUUCAUAUUCUUCUGAGAUGGAAACUAAUUCAGUCAGUGCUAAGAAAAUAUGUCCAUACUUUGAAAGAUUGACUAUUUUUUAUGGAGAAAAAAUAAAUGCAAUUUCCGUUUAUUUUAAAUUCGGAAAAUCUGAGUAUAAGACUUUCAAAGAAAAACUCGAAAAUGUGAAAUCUGCAAAACCCAAGAUGAAACAGAGAAAAUGUUUUGCGUAUAUUUUCAAUGACAUGUGCGAAAAGUGUUUCGAUACAUUAAUUCGAGCUUUUAGAGAUGUUUUUCCUCUUGUAAACUAUUUCCCUUCGAGCACUUUUCCUCAUUUUUUAUCCAUCAAUCCACCUGAAAAUUACAAUUUUCUUGGCAACGGCGAAGAAUAUCUUAAUUCCUUGUCUAUGGCUUUAUUAGUUUUCAUCUGGUGGGAAUAAAUUCGAUGUACGAAAACUAACAAAUGAUUAUUUUUCAUUUGGAUGUAAUAUGCUAGUUUCGUUCGGAUGUUUUUCAUACUCUGUAUUUUGUACACUCUGUAUUUUGUUGUAUACUCCGUAUUUUGUACAUUUCUAUCUAACAAGAUUUGUGAUUUAACGAAAAGCGUGAAGUAUUGAUAUAUUAGUCUGAUGAAAAGAUAAAUUUCAAAAAAUAACAUAUUUCACUUAUUAAAAUUUAUAUAUUUGCGUGACUUGUAAAAAAAAAGUCAAGGAAGCGUGCUUAUAGUUGUUAUAGUUACGCUUUUUCUAAUACCGAAUGCAAUAAUUGAUUAAUU